AUGGAAGUCAACCGUAUGGCAUGGCGCAACCAAAUGCCGCAGGAACUUCGUGAUCAUCUCGUCGGAAAAUUGAUUCGUGCCAUCUUUCCGCAAGAAAGCGAUUUGCCACAAGAUCAAGUUGAACAAAUGAAUGUGAUUGAAGAUGCGAAGACCAUUGAACGUGAAUUAUUCGAAACCGCAACCGAUCGAGAGCAAUAUUACAAUCUUUUGGCUGAGAAGAUAUACAGUAUCCAAAGAGAUAUUCGACAAUCUGGACAUUAA
This is a messenger RNA of Caenorhabditis remanei, 261 nucleotides long. RefSeq lists its product as uncharacterized. Bases 1 to 261 code for a protein of 86 amino acids. The transcript has a single exon. NCBI's taxonomy places the organism in Eukaryota, Metazoa, Nematoda, Chromadorea, Rhabditida, Rhabditidae. Gene Ontology annotation, molecular function: transcription coregulator activity. The record is from RefSeq and is a predicted model, not a curated record. Gene Ontology annotation, biological process: regulation of DNA-templated transcription.